This is a messenger RNA of Metarhizium brunneum ARSEF 3297, 1230 nucleotides long. Lineage: Eukaryota; Fungi; Ascomycota; Sordariomycetes; Hypocreales; Clavicipitaceae. The record is from RefSeq and is a predicted model, not a curated record.
AUGGCGCCCGACGCCGAACCUCGCAAAGGCAAGCCAGGCUCUGAUGACCCAAUCAACAAAGUCGUUUUGAAGAAGGAAAGCAAAUCAGGCACCAUAAAGCUGAAGAAGCCGCCCCCGAAGCACAACAAGCCAGGAAACUGGAGGGACGGUAGUGUUGUCGAAGAUGAGAAAAAGAAAGCUGUGAGCUCCCCUUCGACCUCCGUGGCUUCUCCUGGCCCAGUCGUGAACCAACUAGACGACACCGCUCGAGAGACCUUUGCGACAGGACGGCCUCUGGAGGAUAGCCCAGAUCUCCAGCAAUGCAAGCACUGCAAGAAAAGUAUUUUAAAGACUGCAGCCAAGGCCCAUAUUGCGCAAUGCCUGAAGCUGAAAAAGGAGAAGGCGCAGAGGAAGAAGGAAGCGCGAGAGGCACGAGAGAGGGCUAAAGCCAGGGAGGAAGAAGCUAGAAAGGCUGAUGAAGAAAAUGGAGAAGAUGAAAGUGACGACGACGAUAAAAAAGGAAAUGUGGCGGGUAAGAAAGCAGGCAAGAAGCCCGAGGAUGAGAAGAAGGGCAGCAAAAAACGGAAAGCCGACGGCGAGCCAGAUAAAGGGCCGAAGGCGAAAAAGAAGAAGGACGAGCCUAAAGCCAAGGCUCCAAAGCCUAAAGGACCGGUUGAUGUUGAAAGGCAGUGUGGUGUCAUACUGCCCAACGGGCAACCAUGCGCUCGAUCGCUUACAUGCAAGAGCCACUCCAUGGGGGCAAAACGUGCUGUUGCAGGCCGUUCUCUUCCGUACGAUAUGCUUUUGGCAGCAUACCAGAAGAAAAAUCAAGCAAAACAACAAAAGGCUGCUCUUGAUGCGAACGCCCCCGUUGAGGACGAGGAUGACGCGAACAACGGUCCUGUUGACUCUGACGAGGAAACCGGAGCCGUAAUGAGCGCCUUGUCCCACUGGCAUCCCCAACCGCUUAUUCCACAACCUGUUUUCACUCCAAUCAAACGACAAUAUCAGCUCUCUAGACUUCAUGAACAACUACAACUAGCAACGAAUGGAGGUCGUACCAACAUUUUUCAUGUGGUAGGAUACGGCGCUCAAAAACUCCCGGAAGGACACCCCGGACUUGUUGAAGGGGAAGAUGCACCAGGCGAGCCAGACAUUGGUGCCUUGGGCUUUCCUGCUUCUGCCAGAUCAUCGAAUUUUGGUGCUGCAACCGUGUCACAGAGACGGUCAUCAGUAACAAGCCGCGGUUGA